GGUCGGUCCUCUCAAAGUUAAAAACAGACUUUGUUUAUCUGGCAGGCUGUUUGCUGAUAUGCUCUCUGACUAGUUCACAUAUCCUUCCUCAUCCCUUCUUCCCAGUCGUCCUGUUGUUUUUACUCUUCAUCGAGAAGACUGAGACCGUGCACCAGCAGCAACAGCAACAGGAAAAACAGCAGAACGACUCCAAGACUGUUUGUACAAUAAAACACUUUGUUCUGCAGACACUCCGAGUUGAAGGUGUUUUUAGAGGGGUUUUUGUUGCAGCUGAGCUCGGCAGGGGGAGAGCACCGAGAGGAUUUUUGUUUUUUAUCAAGCAUUUCUAGAGCGUCAUGGCGACCGAAGUCGAGAUGUGGUCCACCGCUAAGCAAGCCGACGGAAUGUUCUCUUUGGAUGAGAACCUGACAGAGGCUAAUCGCCCCUACGCCGAUGAUGAUGACGAGCUAAUCGAGGCAGAGGUGAAUGGUAACUGGACGCCCCAGGAGAAAGCACUUCAUGAGGCACGGCUCAAAGCCAAAGCCAAGCGACGCCUGCGCAAGUCCUCAUCACGCAACUCCACCAGCGAGUCCUUCUCUGAAUCAGGAGACUUGGCAGGAAGUGACCCAAACAGUCCAAAGGGCAAAGCCAACACCAACGACCGCAAAUCCAGGACAGGCAAAGGCAGAGGCCUGCCAAAAAAAGGUGGAGCAGGUGGUAAAGGAGUUUGGGGGGCUGCAGGGAUGGUUUAUGAAGAUGAGGAACCUGACGUACUGGACCCCAACUAUGAUGAAUCCUCUCAGGGAGACACAGUUUAUGCAAAAGUUGUUCCAGAGGUAGAUGAGAAGGAACUGGGAAAAAUGGUCAACCCAAUUGUAAAGGAGUACUUUGAACACGGAGACACAAAAGAAGUCCAGAUGUUGCUGAAGGAGCUCAACCUGGGCCCCCAUAAGUACGAGUUCUCCUCUGUGGCCGUGUCCCUGUCCCUCGAAGGCAAGGCCAGCCACAGAGAACUGACCUCCCGCCUGCUGUCUGAUUUGUCGGUUAAGCUGCUGUCACAAAGUGACAUGGCCCGUGCCUUCGACAAGAUACUCAAAGAGCUGCCAGACCUCAUACUGGACACCCCUGAGGCUCCACAGAUGUUAGGCCAGUUUAUAGCCAGAGGCAUAGCAGACCACGUCCUCCCUAUGUCUUUCCUGGACUGUUACAAGGGCAAAGUAGACUGUGAGCAUGCCAGAGUGGCUUUAGACCGUGCUGCAGUGCUGCUGUCCAUGAAGAGAGGGAUGGUCCGUCUCGAUAAUGUGUGGGGCGUGGGGGGAGGCCUGAGACCCGUCAAACAUCUUGUUAAAGAGAUGAAUCUUCUCCUCAAGGAGUACCUGACAUCAGGAGAUGUGUCAGAGGCAGGGCGCUGUCUGCGGGAGCUGGAGGUGCCCCACUUCCACCACGAGCUGGUCUAUGAGGCUAUAGUGAUGGUGCUGGAGUCGAAAGGGGACACUGCCAGUCAUAUGAUGGUAAAGCUUCUGCAGGCCUUUUGGAAAAUGGGCCAUAUCACUGUGGAUCAGAUGAACAGGGGUUUCCAGCGUGUGUACGAUGACCUCCCUGAAAUCAACCUCGAUGUGCCACAUGCUCACUCUAUCAUGGAGACAUUUGUGGAUCUCUGCUUCCAGGAGUCUGUCAUCACCAAACAGCUGAGGGAUGCCUGUCCUUCUAGAGGACGGAAGCGUUUUGUAAGUGAAGGAGACGGAGGAGUGAUCAAGAACUGAUCCACAAGAGGAAGAGGAUAAGCAGCAGGAAGGGGGGGAGGGUGUUUACAGGUUCUCACACCCUGUUUGUGCUCCAGCAUGCUUCCCUGAAACUGAACAUGCUGGCAGUUUCUUUAUUCCUCUCCUGAUAAAGCUGUCAUUACACAAACCAGCGUUGACGUUCGGGGAAAGUAGACUGAACCGUGACCCAGACGUUCAGUUCCCUUCAUCUUGUUAAUCACUGUUUUUGACUUUUCUUUUCUUUUUGUAAGAAAAUUCUUCAUUUUUGGGGUCGAUCCACCCCUGUUGCCUCAGUAUUUGUACCUGUUUGUUAAGAAUAAUUCAAGACAAAGCUGCAGAGGAUAAGGCAGACAGAUUUUGGUGUGUGGGAGAUAAACUGGGGUGUUUUGUCUCUUGCUUUGCUUCAACUCUUGCCAUGUUGCUAUUUUUUUUGUUUUUUUUUGUUUAAUGUAUUGCGCUCUAAAUGGAAAAAGCACUUAAAAGACAGGAUACUGUACAGUCAGUGAGCACUUAGUAAUUUAGCUCAACAACAAGGAUAUAAACCUUUUUUUCUGUCACAAAUGAUUUGAAAUUAUUUCAAGAACAACAUACUUUGUACAUUCUGAUUUAAGUGGUUGUAUUGAUCCUUUGCGAACAUUUUCUUUUUUUCAUUCUUUCAUUCUUUGCAUCUCAGUCUCUGAGACCAGAUGUUCAUUUUCUUAAGCACAGCAGUCAAAGCAAGAGGUGUUCGUGCACUGUUUGGGUGUUAAGUUGACAUUUGCAUUAGGGCAAGCAUAUUUUGGAGGUUCAUUCUAAAAAGGAAAGUAAAUUGGGAUUAAUGUGUUUAAAAAAAAUAAAAAUUAAAAAAAUGUUUGAGCUUGACGUUGCAGUUAAUGGAUCUACAGCCACGUGGUCAGCAGUGUAUUCUGGACAAGUAACAGUCACAAACAAAGCUAAGCCUGCUUUAAUUAAAUUAAUCUGUUGAUGUGUCUGUGUAAUGGAAAGCCCAGUUUUUCUUGGAGGAUGUUAUGUUAAACAUAUUCAGACUUUUUUGCCACUGUCCAACAGUUUUCCAUGUUGACCAAAGUUUAAAUAUGGAUAAAACAAUAUAUUUCAUCCAUUAAAGAAAGGCAGCAAAAGGAUGUUUGUUUUUGUUUUUUUCUUUUGAUCAUGCCAGCAGUAUUUGUAAAAGAGGAACCAGGAAUAAGUGACUGUACAAGUGUAGUAGAAAUGUACAUCAGUCACAUGUGUUGAUCAUAGUCAUCAGUUGUGAUUCUUCACUUGUACCUGUAUCUUCUCUGUCAGUGUGUAUCAUUUACCAUCGUAAUGAUUUCGCCGUCUGAGCAGGUGAGAAAAAUUGUAAUGUAAAUCUGCAAGUGAGAAGCAGUUGGAGGCCAAAGUGCCCCCCCCCCCCCCCCUUAAGACUUUUGACCCCAUUGAUGGUACAUAUAAGAUACUUGGCUAUGUUUCAUCAUAGCGCAGCUUUAUAAUGCCUACAGUGUAAAUAACUGGUUGAGGGGAAAUUUAUGUGAAAUGCUUACAGGUGUAAGUCACAGGAUUCAUUCAUGCAUGUAUGCAGCUGUUCACAGUCAAAUACGGGCUACAAUGUUUAUGUUUUGUAUUCCUACAGUCAUCUUUGUACUAUUGAUAUUUUUUUGGAAUCAGCUAACUGUUCACAACACACUGCCAUAGACAGGCUCAUUUUAUAUAUUUCAAUAAACAUGACAUAUUUCCCUC
Molecule: messenger RNA, 3458 nt
Organism: Scomber scombrus (Atlantic mackerel)
Lineage: Eukaryota; Metazoa; Chordata; Actinopteri; Scombriformes; Scombridae
Gene: pdcd4a
Product: programmed cell death 4a
Exons: 12
Coding region: 336-1742 (468 amino acids)
Biological process (GO): negative regulation of DNA-templated transcription
Cellular component (GO): nucleus; cytosol
Source: RefSeq, a predicted model, not a curated record